UAGGCUUAUUUAUAACUAAAUCCCCCACGGGGCAAUAGUCACAUGACAGUUGGCUCCUGUGGGUAUCGCAAUGCUGCAGUUUUGGGGUGUCUGCCAGCGUACGUGAGAGAACGUGGAUUUUGGUGAUCGCUGAUGUCUUGAUUUCUCAUAUUCUUUUUUGGUGCUGAUGGGAACAUUCAAAGUACGAUUUUGGAUAUUGUUCUGGUUUCGUCUAUUGCUGAAAUUGCGUCUGCGAUGCUUCUGGAACCUUUCCUACUGAUGCCUGUGGGAACGUGUGUCUCCCAUAAGGUAUUUUGUUUAAUAGUUAUGUUGAUUAUGGACAUGGAAGUACCUGUGUUUGUCCAACCUGUACAAGUAUGUAUUAUUUUAUUUAUUUUAACUUCGUCCUCUUUCCUAUGGUGUUUCGUCCGUUUGUCUGCCUGGUCUUGUAUGUAUUGUUUUAGCACAAGAGGAGAAGAGAUUCCAAAAAUGUGUGGAUGGCUCGUGAAGAUGAUACAGAUGAAUGUGCGAAGGCUCACUUCCCUGAGGAGACUUCUGCCGGAGUCCUGGAUGUUCUCCUGUGUUACCGCUCUUCUGGUCGGAGCAAUCUUCUCUGCUGUAUGCUCCCAGUAUAUGGAGAGACUUCGUGAAAUGUCUUGGUGAUUAUGAUUUAAAUGAUGAAUGCGGAGGUGUCUUCGUCAAAGGUUCCUUAUGCAGAUUGUCCCAGUGCGUACUUUGUUUUGUUUUAUUAUUUUUAAUUUGUCUUGUGUCAUUCAUCUUUUAUUUACUACAUGUGUUGUUUCGGCGCAAGAGGAAGACGGGUUCCAAAAUGUGUGAGUGGUCCCAGAUGGUGCAGGCAAGAACGAAGAAUCGUGUGACAUUUGUGUUGAUUAUGUUCGAUGCUAAUUUAUAUAUAUGUCGGAGAUGGAAGGACACUGGAGCCUCCCCUUUUGAACUAUGGGAAAAUCCCGUAAUAUUGUAAUCCAGAUUCUACUAUAGCCGUAAUUAAACAAUUGUCAUUCAUUGUAUUUGUUCGAGACUUGUGAUAGUAGGAUUGGGUUCGAGGCGACACAACUAGUCGCCGAACGUAGCCGCGGUCACGGGAUGGACAUUUUCCUCGGGAAUGUCGAUAUAAUGGGACACACGUUGUAUUAACAAUCAAACUCCAAGCAAAGAUUGCCUAGCAACGGCGAUUGGAACCUUC
Molecule: messenger RNA, 1183 nt
Organism: Bombus pyrosoma
Lineage: Eukaryota; Metazoa; Arthropoda; Insecta; Hymenoptera; Apidae
Exons: 3
Coding region: 235-642 (135 amino acids)
Source: RefSeq, a predicted model, not a curated record